Messenger RNA from Phytomonas sp. Hart1, 1355 nucleotides. NCBI's taxonomy places the organism in Eukaryota, Euglenozoa, Kinetoplastea, Trypanosomatida, Trypanosomatidae. The record is from the annotation of a GenBank genome assembly.
AAAAAAAAAUACACACUUAUAUAGAUAUAUUUAUAGUUAUAUAUCUAUAAAUAUAUAUAAAAUUAUAUAAUUGUUUUUCCUUUAAUUAAUUUUAAAGUGAAGAAAGUAUAGCUAUCUGAAAAUAUCAAUACGGUUUCCAUUUUAUUUUAUUGUUAAAAUGCCUCUCAAAAGGCCACGUGCUCUAAAACAGCUGCAGGUUACACGCGAGAAUCAGUCUGUAUCGAUUACUGACACAAUGACUUUAGUAGUUAAGGGUGAAGGUGGUGUAGAGAUGAGAGUAAAGCAAACAGGAAUUGCUCAGUCUGUACCCUCAACAACCACGAUGGAUCAACCAAAGUCAGAUGCAAUAAUGAACAAAUUACGAUUUGAAGACCUACACAUAGGUAAUGAACUGGGAAGAGGGUCUCAAGGAAAAGUUCGCAUUGUUCAGCACAAGAUUAGUAGUGAAAAGUAUGCCCUCAAAUCUAUUGUCUUUGAGAGUGACUCUGAUUAUACACGUUUAGCCCUUGAAUCUGAACUGCGACAAGUAGCUGCAGUUAAACAUAAAAAUAUAGUUUCUUCUUAUGAGGCCUUUUUUCGUGAUGGAAGACUCUACAUCGCUUUGGAGUAUAUGAAUGCAGGUACAAUGAAUGAUAUUAUUAAAUUAUAUCCCGAAGGUUUAACUGAAGAGAUGCUUGCCUACAUUGCGCGUGAAUUAUUUCAAGGGUUAGAGUAUCUUCACAGUCUUAAAAUAGUUCACCGCGAUAUCAAGCCUGCUAACGUUCUUGUAAAUAAUAAAGGUGAAGUCAAGAUAUCAGACUUUGGUGUAGCUAAGACUUUUUCUGGAGCAGACUUACAAACAUUUUCUUCUCAAGGCUCUAUUCCAUAUAUGAGCCCAGAACGGAUAAAAUCUCAAUCUUAUUCAUUUGAUAGUGACAUUUGGAGCGCCGGCUUGACUAUUGCUGAGUGCGCAAUAGGCCGAUAUCCAUUCGAUUCACUUAAGUCAAAGAUGUUUGAAUUAUGUCAAGCUAUUGCCUUAGGAACAGCUCAGAUUGAGUGGAAUACAUCCGAGAGACGCUUUAGUAGUGAGUUGAUGAGAUUUGUUGAAUUAUGUUUAGCACCAGCGAAGCAGCGGCCAACGGCCUCGGAGUUGUUACAACACGCAUUUAUUCAAAAGGCUUCCCAUAUUCAAUAUUCUGAGGCAGGAGAGUGGUUUAAAAGCACAGACACAUUAUUAUUUUAGUAGUAUAGAAUCGGAAUGAAAAAAAUCAAAUGUGCUUCUCCGUCGAGGAAAAGAGAAAGAAAAAAAAAAUCAAUACACCAAAAACCUUGAACACCGGGCGUCAAUUUAUCGUUUAUGGUCGUAUUAUUUUUAA